AAUUUCUGUAAAACUUGUCAUAUAGAGAUUAUUUUGGGUGAUAAGGAACCCCUAUAAAUUGGCUGCGUGACACCUAGAGGUAGUUCAUUUUGUUCUGACUGGAAAAGAUGAUUAAGUUAGCCAUUCUCACCUGCCUUUUUCUAGCUGCUUUCGCAGCAGCUGAUAAAUGCCAUCACAAAAGCAAAACCUACAAAACUGGCCAAAUGUUUAAGGACGACUGCAACCUUUGUUUCUGUGGCGCAAACGGCGAAGUGAGUUGCACCAAGAAAUUUUGCCAUCCACCUCAUGCAGGUUAUUCUGGAGAUGUUUGCCACCACAAAGGACAAGUCUACAAAGUCGGAGAAGCCUUCAAAGACGACUGCAACAGAUGCUUCUGCGGUUCCAACAAUGUCGUAGGAUGCACCAAGAUGCUGUGCCCACAACAUGUCGAUUACAGUGACAGUGGUGUGUGUCAUCACAAAGGUCAAGUUUACAAAGCUGGAGACAGUUUCAAAGACGACUGCAACUCAUGUUUCUGUGGCGUCAAUGGUAUGGUAGCUUGUACUAGGAUGCUGUGUCCACCACAUGGUCACGUUGAUUACAGUGACAGUGGUGUGUGUCAUCACAAAGGUCAAGUUUACAAAGCUGGAGACAGUUUCAAAGACGACUGCAACUCAUGUUUCUGUGGCGUCAAUGGUAUGGUAGCUUGUACUAGGAUGCUGUGUCCACCACAUGGUCACGUUGAUUACAGUGACAGUGGUGUGUGUCAUCACAAAGGCCAAGUUUACAAAGCUGGAGACAGUUUCUCAGAUGAGUGCAACAAAUGUUUCUGUGGAGAGAAUGGCGUUGUAGGCUGUACCAAAAUGGCCUGCAUCCAGCGAGGUUGUCUUGUCAACAACAAAUUGUACAAACAAGGAGAGACUUUCAUGAAAGACUGCAACAAAUGUGUGUGUGGAGCUAGAGGAGAGGCAGUUUGUACAAUGAAGGGAUGCAUUCAUGGACAGAGCUAAGGAGGUUAGAUUAAAUUCUAGUGAGACCAAGAAAAUUCCAGAAUAAACUGAAGGAAAAUAUUGGCCUGAUUUGGAAAUGAACAAUUCAAAGAAAUAAAAUUCCUAAAAUAUUGUUAA
This is a messenger RNA of Octopus sinensis (East Asian common octopus), 1106 nucleotides long. RefSeq names its product kielin/chordin-like protein. Lineage: Eukaryota; Metazoa; Mollusca; Cephalopoda; Octopoda; Octopodidae. Gene Ontology annotation, biological process: negative regulation of BMP signaling pathway. Gene Ontology annotation, molecular function: protein binding; peptidase inhibitor activity. Bases 108 to 989 code for a protein of 293 amino acids. Gene Ontology annotation, cellular component: AMPA glutamate receptor complex. The transcript has 8 exons. The record is from RefSeq and is a predicted model, not a curated record.